Molecule: messenger RNA, 1291 nt
Organism: Metopolophium dirhodum (rose-grain aphid)
Lineage: Eukaryota; Metazoa; Arthropoda; Insecta; Hemiptera; Aphididae
Product: sugar transporter SWEET1-like
Exons: 7
Coding region: 453-1088 (211 amino acids)
Biological process (GO): carbohydrate transport
Cellular component (GO): membrane
Molecular function (GO): sugar transmembrane transporter activity
Source: RefSeq, a predicted model, not a curated record
CAUGGCUAGACGCUAGUGUCUAACCAGUAGGCAGUACCUAAUAUAAAAUAUAAUAUUGGCGUUCGCCAUUCAGUAUUCGCUAUUCGGCAAUUUUUAUUCCCGCUAUGAAAAUGUCCAUUUAUAUUUAAAUAUUAUACAUUAUUAUCCCUUCCAUCAAUCAUCAACAUGUUAUACCUCCUCGCGUACCAAUAGAAACAAUUUUUUGUCAGAGUAUGAAAAAAAAACCUUACGACAUCCGAAGGUCAACCACACAAGUGGUCUGGUGGUCGCCUUUUGCUACUUCAAUAAUUAUUAAUAUUCCUGUAUAAAUAGGUAUACAUACAAACUGUUAUGGCGUUUAUUUAACUAUAUUCAGUGUAUUAGUUAGGUAGUUGGCUAAUUAUUAAAUUAUUUUAUAUUGGUUUAUUGUAUUUAAAAUUGUUUCUUGACUGCCUAUAAUUAGUAUUGAAAACAUGAGUCUUACAGACACCGUUGGCAAGUGUGCUGCUAUUGCAACUAUUGGAACAUUCUUUGCUCCUGUUCUUAUAUGUCGAGAUAUAAUAAAAAAUAAAAGCACCAAGAAUGUUGAUCCUACACCUUUUGUUGGAGGUAUGGCAAUGUCCAUCCUUAUGAUCAAAAAUGGAUUACUUAUGAAUGAUCCUAAUAUAAUACCAGUUAACAUUUUUGGAUUUAUAUUAAACUUGAUUUAUUUUUUAGUUUUUUAUUUUUUUACUGCUGAUUCGAAACCAUUAUUUUCAAUGUUAACUAAAGCUACAUUAUUCACUGGUGUUCUAUGGGGAUACUCAACAAUUGAAGAUGAAAAACUAAUUGAAUACCGUUUUGGAGUUAUUCUCACUGUAUUAAUGUUGACACUUAUUGGAGCUCCUUUAUUUUCUUUGAAUGAUAUCAUUAAAAAUAAAGAUGCAUCAAUGCUACCUUUUCCAAUGAUUGCUUCUGGAACUUUUGUUGGAUUCUUGUGGUUAAUAUAUGGAUUGUUAAUAGACAACAUUUUUAUUAAGGUUCAAAACAUUGUAGCUGUUAUAUUAUGUUUGAUACAAUUAGGAUUAAUAUUUAAAUAUCCUAAACCGGAAAGCAAGAAACUUGAUUAAUUAACCUAGUUAUCAAUUUAAUGUAGCAUUUAUUGAUGUGUACUGUGAUUAACUUAUGCAUCCUUUAAUAUUAUAUUAAUAUAAUAUCCUUACAUUUCCAUCUUUUUAAGUACUAUUUUCUGUAUUUAAUUAGUCAUUGACAGCUUUAGAUUCUUAAAUUCCAAAAUGUGAUUAUCAAAGUAAUAAAUAUUAAUUAUGUGCCA